UUCAGUUCCAACUCUGCAUCAAUCCCUCCCUUGAGCAGAGGGAUGAGUCGCUGUGCAGAGAACCUGAAGGGCUUCCUAGCCCGAGUGGAGGCUAAGGCAGGGCAGGAGAAGGGGCAGCUGGCUGAAGAAUUCCAGGAAAUCAAGGCUCGGGCUGUAGCAUUCCGGCAACAGCAGGGCUUUUCCACAGAGGCUGGGGGCCACAAGGAGAAUAUCAAGAAGAACCGUUAUAAAGACAUCUUGCCAUAUGACCAGACCAGAGUUGUUCUGAACUUAAGGGCAGAAGAAGGCCAAGCAGAUUAUAUCAAUGCCAACUUCAUUCAGGGUGUGGAUAACAGAAGAUGCUACAUUGCAACCCAGGGGCCUCUUCCGCACACAGUGCUUGACUUCUGGCGUAUGGUUUGGCAAUACAGGGUGAAGGUGAUUGUCAUGGCUUGCCGGGAGGUGGAAAUGGGCAAGAAAAAGUGUGAGCGCUACUGGCCUUUGGCGGAGGAAGCUUUACACUUUGGGCCUUUUUCUGUGGCGCAGGUCAAGGAACAGCAGCUCAAUCCAGAUGUCGUUCUGCGGAUGCUGACUUUGACAUUUCAGCAGGAGGAACGUGUUAUUUCCCAUUUCCAGUAUGUAGCUUGGCCAGAUCGGGGCAUCCCAGACACCUAUGGCUACUUCCUUGACAUGAUUGAGCAAGUGAGAUGUAAGCAGGGUGAGGACACCGUACCCAUCUGUGUGCAUUGCAGUGCUGGCUGUGGCCGGACAGGUGUGAUCUGUACACUGGAAUACAUACGGCAGCUACUGCUCAAACAGAGAAUCCCUCCACAUUUCAGCAUUUUUGAUGUCAUCCUAGAAAUGAGGAAGCAGAGACCAGCUGCUGUUCAAACCCAGGAGCAGUACGAGUUUGUAUAUCGUGCGGUUACUGAAAUGUUCCGGACUAGCCUGAGCUUCUCUAACCGAAACUAUGAAAACAUCAAAGAGAACCGUCUUCCUCUCUAUGACGACGCCCUCUCCCUCCGGCAUCCUGCUCCCCUGCUCAAAAGAAGCACCAUCCUCCGGAGCAUCUCAGUACCGGCUGACCCAACUCCUUCAGCACUUCCAGAACUGCCUCCAAAACUCAUCAAGGACAUGGGUGACACCUACGCUGUCGUGAACAAAUUCCGGCGAAGCGGAGGAGGAGGUUCUCCUGCCGGUGAGGCCAAGCCUGACGGAGAGUUGCCUCACUAUACUGUGAAGCCUCGGAACGGCAACGUGUUCGACACCCCAGCUGUUGACCCCAAUGCCUUCGUGGGAGUACAAGCCAGCCACUCACUACCCGGGAGUCCCAUACGACGGCCAUCUCCCAGCUCGUCUGUCGAAUAUACCCAGAUUAAUUCAUCUGUUCCAGGUGAUUCCAGUUCCAGAGCUGCCACCACUCCAUCCCAGACCAAUGGACUUGGGAAAAACCUCUUGAGAAACCUGAUGCCCCCGGUUUUUACGUCAUCACCAGGAAAGAAAGGUCCACCAUCACCCCAGAUUGCCUCUGUGCAAGAAUAUGAAGAUGUGGGUGAUACCACUUCCAGGGGUGGCCCAUAUGCAGUGGCAGCCUCUGGAAACACAAUGGGAUUCAACUUCCGCAUUGGGAAGCCCAAGGGACCGAGAGACCCUCCUGCUGAGUGGAGCCGCGUAUAGGCACUUCGGACAGAGAGCGAAAAGGAUACUGCUUCUGCCAUGGAGCGAUAGACUGGACUGAACCGCUGCAUGUUCACCCCUACUUUAGGGAGUGGGUGCACCAACUGGGCAGAUCACCCUCCGGGCCCACACAUCAAACUGGAGCAGCUACAAGUACUACGGCCCAGGACAUUUCUGAGCCGGAAGAGAAGAAUGUUGAGGAGUAGAAGCUGAAAUCCUCUAGUUAGGAAAACGUGAUCCUGCAAUCAAUUCCUCUUCGCCAGGUCUUGAGUGCUUCUGGGGUCCAAGAAUAAGGUUGGCUUAUUUUCACCAAUAAAAAUUGAAGCCCA
This is a messenger RNA of Elgaria multicarinata webbii, 1985 nucleotides long. It is a transcript of the gene PTPN18, whose product is annotated as protein tyrosine phosphatase non-receptor type 18. Gene Ontology annotation, molecular function: non-membrane spanning protein tyrosine phosphatase activity. Gene Ontology annotation, biological process: peptidyl-tyrosine dephosphorylation. The transcript is spliced from 17 exons. NCBI's taxonomy places the organism in Eukaryota, Metazoa, Chordata, Lepidosauria, Squamata, Anguidae. Bases 43 to 1656 code for a protein of 537 amino acids. Gene Ontology annotation, cellular component: nucleus; cytoplasm. The record is from RefSeq and is a predicted model, not a curated record.